Clupea harengus (Atlantic herring) is the source of this 1148-nucleotide messenger RNA. It is a transcript of the gene rpsa, whose product is annotated as ribosomal protein SA. Gene Ontology annotation, biological process: translation. Gene Ontology annotation, molecular function: laminin receptor activity; structural constituent of ribosome. The record is from RefSeq and is a predicted model, not a curated record. Gene Ontology annotation, cellular component: small ribosomal subunit; ribosome. The transcript has 8 exons. The coding region runs from base 142 to 1086 and encodes 314 amino acids. NCBI's taxonomy places the organism in Eukaryota, Metazoa, Chordata, Actinopteri, Clupeiformes, Clupeidae.
UCUUCAAUGAUUGGUUGGUGGCCUGACAUAUAUAUGACGUCACAUCCCAUUUACGUUCUCUUUUUCCCGUGCAGUCCAAUACUCCAUACGGCGUUGUCUCGUGUUUCCCUGUAACUCGUAACUCAAGGGAAAGUGUUCACGAUGUCCGGAGGUCUGGAUGUCCUUCAAAUGAAGGAGGAGGAUGUGCUGAAGUUCCUGGCUGCAGGAACCCAUCUGGGAGGUACCAACCUCGACUUCCAGAUGGAGCAGUACGUCUACAAAAGGAAAAGCGAUGGUGUGUACAUUGUCAACCUUAAGAAGACCUGGGAGAAGCUUCUGCUCGCUGCCCGUGCCAUUGUUGCCAUUGAGAACCCAGCUGAUGUGUGCGUCAUCUCCUCCAGGAAUACAGGACAGAGAGCCGUGUUGAAGUUCGCUUCAGGCACUGGCGCGACCACCUUUGCCGGCCGCUUCACCCCUGGUACCUUCACCAAUCAGAUUCAGGCUGCCUUCAGGGAGCCCCGCCUUCUGAUCGUCACCGACCCCCGUGCUGACCAUCAGCCCCUGACUGAGGCGUCCUACGUCAACAUCCCCACCAUUGCCCUGUGCAACACCGACGCACCCCUCAGAUAUGUGGAUAUCGCCAUUCCAUGCAACAACAAGGGCCACCACUCUGUGGGUCUGAUGUGGUGGAUGCUGGCCAGGGAGGUGCUCAGGAUGAGGGGUACCAUCUCCAGGGAGCACCCAUGGGAGGUCAUGCCUGAUCUGUACUUCUACAGAGAUCCUGAAGAGAUUGAGAAGGAGGAACAGGCUGCGGCUGAGAAGGCUGUGGGCAAGGAGGAGUUCCAGGGCGAAUGGACCGCUCCCGUUGCUGACUUCGCUCAGCCCGAGGUGGCCGACUGGUCCGAGGGCGUCCAGGUGCCCUCCGUUCCCAUUCAGCAGUUCCCUGCUGGCCUUGAGACUACUGCUGCUUCAGUCGCUGCCAAGGCUGCCCCUGCCGCGGAGGUUUACGCAGAGGACUGGAGUGCCCAGACAGCCACUGAGGAUUGGUCAGCUGCCCCCACAGCUCAGGCUGGUGACUGGGGCGGUGCCACCGCUGAUUGGUCAUAAAUGGCAUCAAUCCCACGGUCUUGUGCUUUUGGUUGUGAUCAAUAAACUCGACUGGUUUAAUA